AUGGAUACAAAAAUUAUAUCAUCACAAAUAAUUGUAAGACCACAACAACGGAUUCCAAUAAAAGUGGUCACAGCCUGCGCACAAAAUUUCAAAAGAAUUCCAGAACAAAAAUAUGAACGUCCUCUUAUGGUGAAUGCCUGGUCUCAGACAACUGGCGAUGAUUUCAACUUCCUACACGAACUUGAACAAAAGCAAAAAUCAUCAAAACGCGAAGAAGAGUUAUUGGAAAAAAUUCGUAUACUCGAGGAGAAUCUUAAAGCCCAUACAGAAUUACUAUCGCAAAUACAUGAAACCUCAGCUCGAACAUCUGCAUUGCUUGGAGGACAAUCAAAUCAACAAAUAAUGAAACCUAUACAAAUACAAAGUAUUGAAUCACUUCAAAACACCAAAUCACCUUUAUAUUCGAUCCCAAAAGUGGAACGUGCUGCUGAAUCCGUUGCAUCGAACCGUAAUUCAAUGCAAAACAGUACAUCGAUAUCACCGAAAAGUGUUAGCUAUACCAUUAUAGCUGAGGGUUCGGGUGAUGGUAACCACGAACCCAUCGAAAUACAAUUGGCCGAAGAUGAUGGUGCUUUAAAUCUAAACAGUUCAGCAGAUUCUGGCCGUUUGGAAAUAUGUCUUGCCUCGGAUGAUGUGGAUAUGAAAACUGAUGCAACACAUAACAACAACAACUCGCAUAUAUCCCGUACCGAUUCAAUGGCAUCACUCAAUAGUAGUACUGAACAUAACGGCAACAGAAAGCGAAAGUUUGACGCCUAUGAAUCGGGAAAAGAGAAUCAAAGUACAAACUAUUAUUUCAAUGAACAAGGUGUUCUAACUCAUUCCAAUAAAAAACACAGUAUCAGUGAACAAACACCCCAGAAAAGUCUACUAAAACCAAUAAAAUCCGAAAAUCUUAUGGCCUCAACAAAUGACUAUACCAAUUACAACACUCCCACACAGAAUAACAUAUCUUUGGACAAUAAAAUCAAUAAAGAUUAUGUUAUGGUUUCGAUUGGACCAAAUAAUACUAAAAUACCAGCUAAGGUUUAUGAGAGUAUGAACUGGAGUUCGGCAUCAAUUGCAACGCGAAAACUCUUGAUGUCGAUAUUCAAUCGUGAAACAUUGGCAACACAUUCUAUGACAGGUAAACCAUCACCGGCCUUUAAGGGACAUGGAAAGCCUCUUAAACAAAUGUUGGACCCCUUGGCAAUACAGGAUAUCAUUUUUGCGGUUUCGCGGAAAUGUAAUGUAUCCGAAAAGGAAGUACGCAAUGCCAUUACGACCAAAUGUGCCGAUGAGAAUAAAAUGAUGAAACUUCAAAUGAACAAACGAACACCAAUGCGUGAAAUGAACAAAGAAAAUAUCGAAUAUAAGUAGUUAUAAG
Messenger RNA from Musca vetustissima, 1366 nucleotides. Its product is annotated as protein insensitive-like. Gene Ontology annotation, cellular component: nucleus. Bases 1 to 1359 code for a protein of 452 amino acids. The record is from RefSeq and is a predicted model, not a curated record. Gene Ontology annotation, molecular function: DNA binding; transcription corepressor activity. Gene Ontology annotation, biological process: positive regulation of neuron differentiation; negative regulation of Notch signaling pathway. The transcript has 2 exons. NCBI's taxonomy places the organism in Eukaryota, Metazoa, Arthropoda, Insecta, Diptera, Muscidae.